UUAUUAUGUGUAAGGGGUUUCCUAAUUAUUGACAUAGUCUACUUUUCUCAUGUGUUCAGUAAUGUGAACUGUUGCCCAACUAACAGCUCCUUGUUUUUUAGUUCUGGCUUAAGCCUUGAAGAUUCACAGAAACUGACGGCUUUCCCCACUGAUUCCAAAGUCAAGAAAACCCCAACUGAGCAACCAAAAUCCAUACUUCCUUCAGAGGCCUCUCCGGUCAGAAUCAUCCCAGUAGUUCCUCAGUCAGGGUGUAAAGAAGAAGUAGUGCAAAUAUCAUCACCAUUUAGAAAAGAAGAAAGCCAAGAUGAGACAUGGCCAAAAUCUAGAACGCCAGAACCCGUCCUUGCAUCGGCCAGCAAUACAAAGGAGCUUAUCGCAUUGAAGCCCAUCAAGUGCCCUAAGGAUGAGGGUCUCUUAGAGCAGAAGCCAGUUGCCUGUGCUGAACAGGAGUCUGAGAAAGAAAAUCAUGUCACCACAACUUCUAAUGAUAACAAAAAUGAGAACCAAGAAGUGUUAGCUGUAUCCCCAAGCAAAUCUAAAAAUGCAGGGUUAGAAAAAACCGUAACAAAGGCUGUUGCAGAAGCCUGUCCACUGGACCCUGAAACAAAGCUGCCUCCAGCAACUCUUACUGAUCAGAUCCCAGAAAGUCUCAAGAGGAAAUCUUCUCUUGCCCAAGAAGAGGCCACUAGCAGCUGGGAGAAAAGACCACGAAUCACUGAGAAUCACCAGCACCAGCAGCCAUUUCAGGUCUCUUCACAGCCCUUUCUUAAUAGAGGGGACAGGGUCCAAGUGCGAAAAGUCCCACCUCUCAAGAUCCCGGUCUCCAGAAUCUCCCCGAUGCUGUUUUCUACAUCACAGGUCUCUCCCAGGGCUCGUUUUCCAAUCUCCAUCACUAGUCCUUACAGAACAGGAGCCAGAACUCUGGCAGACAUCAAAGCAAAAGCCCAGCUGGUCAAAGCACAGAGGGCAGCAGCCGCAGCAGCUGCUGCAGCUGCUGCAGCCGCCUCAGUUGGAGGGACCAUUCCAGGACCUGGCCCUGGGGGUGGACAAAGUCCAGGAGAGGGUGGUGAAAGGAAAACUGCUGGAGGGGGGAGUCCAGGCUCAGACAGAGUCAGUACAACUGGAAAGGGUCCCACACUGGAACUGGCAGGAACUGGAAGCAGGGGAGGUAAGGGAGAGCUUGUACCCUGUGGUCCCCAACCUGAGACCAAUACACCAGGCCAAGCACAGCCUCCUUGUGUCUCUGGAGCACAACUACAGCAAACCUCCUCAGUGCCUGCAGCACUUGCCAUCAGUGGAUCGUGCACAAGUGUCCCAUUACCAGCCCACAUAGAGAUACUGAACAGUGAAAAACUGAACCCCCACAAGGCAACAGCCAUAGCGGCCUCUCCUUGCCACCCACAAGAACUUAGUAGUUGCAGAAAGGAAAACGCUCCUUCUCCAGCAGGGCCUGCCCUGAUCUCAGGAGCCCCACCUGCUUGUUUUGUAGCUGAUGGCACAGUUGAGCCCAAAGCAGGUUCUAAUAAGAAUGCACCAAAGCCUUCAGCCUUGACCAAGACAACUGCUUCUGCUCCACCAGAUGUGACUUCCUCCCCUGUAAUAUCUUUAUUGACAACAACCAGUUUGGAAAAACUCCCUGUACCCCAGACGAGUGGAGCUGCAACGUCUGCUGGGUCAGCUCCAUCCUCAAGCACUUUGCCAGUAGCUUCUAGCCUUAAAACUCCAGGAACUUCUGCAAAUAUGAAUGGACCCAUUUCAAGACCAACUUCUAGUAUCCCUGCUAAUAAUCCUUUAGUUACUCAGCUCCUCCAGGGCAAAGAUGUUCCCAUGGAGCAAAUUCUGCCUAAACCUCUCACCAAAGUUGAAAUGAAAACAGUUCCACUGACUACAAAAGAGGAAAAGGGAAUAGCAUUCCCUGGUACCAAUGUAAUGGAAAGUGGCACCAGAGAGGAAGUUAAUGGCAGGCAGGCCCAUCUGGCUAUCCAGCAGCUGGGGAAACCCUUGCAGAGCAAGCAGCUUUCCCAGGGUCCAAGGCCAGUCUUCACAGCUAAGGAGCGGAGGGACUCUUGCAUUGACUCUCAACAGUACCAAGAAGGACUAAGUAAGACAACACAAGAUCAGCUUUUUCAGACCCUCAUCCAGAGGGCACAGAGACAGAGUGUGCUUUCAUUUGGGCCCCCCUCUCAGUUCAGCUUUGCUCACUCAGGUUUCCCCUUGGAAGACAUCUCCACAAGCCAGAAGUUCAUGCUGGGUUUUGCUGGCAGAAGGACAUCCAAGCCUGCAAUGGCAGGUCACUAUUUACUUAAUAUUUCCACCUAUGGCCGGGGUUCAGAAAGCAUUAGGAGGACCCAUUCUAUAAAUCCUGAGGAACGAUUUUGUCUAAGUAGCCCCACCGAAGCCUCAAGAAUGGGAUACACAGAUUGUAAAAACACAACUGGAGAAAGCAGCAGCAGCAAAGAAGAUGAAACUGAUGAAGAGAGUGUCGGUGAGGAGCAGGAGCCUGUGUCGGUGAAAGAGGAGCCCUGGGCUUCUCAGAGUUCUGGCAAGUGUCCCCAUGGUAGAGAGACUCCAUCCAUCCAUGAUUGUUUAGCUAGCAAGAGUGGUAAGACUGAGGCACCAGUGAGUGAGCAAACCACUUUAGGCAAGGAGAAUUAUAUAUUCUCUAGAGGCCAAACAUUUGAUGAAAAGACCCUAGCCAGAGAUUUUAUUCAGGCAGCACAUAAACAAAUGACUCCUUCUCUGAGAGGUAAGACAGUAUGUAGCAGCCCUGAGCUUUUCAAUUCUACUGCCCUUUCUCUCCCUGCAGACAGUCCCACACAUCAGCCUCUCCUUCCACCACUGCAAACCCCCAAAUUGUAUGGGAGCCCCACACAGAUAGGGCCAAGCUAUAGGGGCAUGAUCAAUGUCUCCACCUCAUCAGACAUGGACCAUAACUCUGCUGUACCAGGUAGCCAGGUAUCUAGCAAUGUAGGGGAUGUCAUGUCGUUUUCUGUGACUGUCACUACCAUUCCUGCUAGCCAAGCUAUGAAUCCCAGCAGCCAUGGCCAGACAAUUCCUGUUCAGGCUUUUCCUGAUGAGAACAGCAUUGAGGACACUCCUUCAAAAUGUUAUUGCCGGUUGAAAGCCAUGAUCAUGUGCAAAGGAUGUGGAGCUUUCUGCCAUGAUGAUUGCAUUGGCCCCUCCAAACUGUGUGUCUCCUGCCUCGUCGUUCGGUAAUAAAACUACAAUAUAUGUAAAGAGGGAAGGGUAGGCUUAACAAGACGUGUUCUUGCACCCUUUUGAAAUCACAGAAAUAAAGUUUCAGUUGUCUCAAGAGACGUUAAUCAGGAAUAUAGAGUGCAGGUCUUCACGUUUACAGGAAGAGCACCUUGUAUAGUAAGUCUGAGUCGAAUAGGACUGAAUUGGUGACAAGUUUGCACUUAAAAAUCAUGUAAAUAUGUCACGGUUUGUUUUAACAUUUUUUUCCAUGUAUUUAGAUAAUGAUGUGUUAACUUUACAUUCAGAUUUAUGUUCCAUUUCUUUUGAAUCUGAGAAAAGUUGAAUGGUAUGCAUGGUGAAAGGAAGCUGUCUGCCUCUGACCCCGAGCUAGGAAAAGGAAGGAGUGGUCAGGAAGUGACCAUCAUGCUGAUUAUGUCUUCACAGACUGGCUGCAGGCUCUUCAUAGAGAAGAUGGUCUUUGUGGGAUUUAGAUUCAAGGGUUUACUCAGCCCUUUAUUUUAGGUGGAACCAUUUUCAGUGGAAUUUUUAGAAAGGUAUUAACAAUCCCAGACAAUGUGUUUGACCCUGACAGUCUUGGCUUAGCUUUUUGCUUUCAUAAAUCAAGCUCUGUCAAGCAGAGCUCUGCUGUUGCCCAGACAAUGAAUGUUAUUUAAGAAGGGUCUGUCUGCCUCUGAAGGACUCCUAUGUUAGUCUAGUAUAUACAUGGCAAUAGUUCCAGCAAUAAUAAGUAAUAUGUCCCAGUGCUGCAUCUUUCAUGGGCUCCCACAAACAGAUCUGAAAUACCAAUGAAAAGUAAAAUGAGCAGCCACAUUAGUGAUUGGGGUGGGUGUGUAUGUAUGUAUGUACUGUGUCUUGAUGGAAACUGAAGAAACUGAAACUUCAAGAAAUUUGGAAGAAUGAUUUUAACACUGGACACAAAAUACUCUUCCUAUUCUCUCAAACCAUUUUAGACAGAAAAGGUCCUUAGUACUUCUGUUCUGCUUUGCCAUCACAAGCAUGAGAGAUGGAUGCGGUGAUCUCACGCCAUCUUAACACGUUUUACCCACACACAGUACAAGAAGACAGUUCACUAUUUUAGUAGUGUAUCUUUUCUAGAAUUUCUGCUCUCCGCAUAGCCAGGAUGCCUGAGGUAAUUUUGCUGUUUUGGUUUGGUUCUUAAAAUCCUUCUCCCAGCAUUCCGGAGGCAGAAGCAGACCAAUCUCUUGAGUUCAAGGCUAGUCUGAUCAUUAUGAUGAGUUCUGGGACAGCCAGAGCUAUCUAAAGAAACCCUCUCUCCAAAAAUCUAAAGAAAGAGGUCUCUGUUAAAAACCAAAAAACUUUAAGUUGGUGGAGAUGGUGACACACUUUUAAUCACAGCACUUAGGAAGGCAGAAACAGGUAGAUCUCAGUAGUUCAAGGUCAGUAUGGUUUACAUAGCAAGUUCCAGGGAACACAGUAAGACACUGUCUUUUAAAACAAAAAGCUAUUUGCAGAUUUUAAGCAAAUACUAUUGAAGUCACAGUUAAAGACAGUUUAAGAAAAAUGUCAGUUGUUUGAUUUCAAGUCUCCUAAUUUGAAGUGUGUGAUGUAUAUUGCAACCCAGUACAGGUGUGUUUCAAAAGCUAUUUAUAAAACUCAGGACAAUUUAACCCUGUUAAUUGUAUCACAUUCCAGAUCGGGGAAAGGAGACAGUAUUGUGUUUUGCUUGCCUUGGGAUACUCACCCUUGGCUAUCCUACUUGCAUGAAAUACUUGGAGUGCCUCCUCAGUCCCUGCUCCAGACUAAGAAACUCACUUUUUAUUUUUCUUUCCUGCUCUUUGGCCCUAAGUGAUUACGGGCUUAAAAUCUGUGUUUUAGUACCAGUCAAGACAGUUUGCUAUCCUUCCAUAUUCCCUCUUUAUUCCAGUAAAUGCAAAGCUAAGAGAAAAGAAAGGCUGCAAGGAUUCAGAGUUAAUAAGUGUGUUUGUUCUGAAGUGAAGGACCAGUAGGGAAUAGAAGCCAGGGUUCUCCCAAGCCUUCAGGAUCGUGGGUAGUCCCCAUGGGACCUUACAAGACCUGUAUCUGAGUAGUCUUCUUGUCUAGUCAGCUGGAAGAGGGUGAAUGGUCCAGAAUGGACCUCCUGCUGUCAGUGGCUAGUUCGUAUUGGUGAAAGUUAUUUUUCUGCGUUCCACCUUGCUUACUAAAAAGGUUUCAUGGUUUCCUUAAUCUGAGAAUGGAUGGACAGUGAAAAGGCAUUUGGUUCCAUUUAAAGAGGAAACCACAUCGUUCCUCUUCUUGAUCCAAACUCAGGCCUUAUAGGUCCUGAGUAUCACUCUUCACCAAAUUCCACUAAGUACCACCAGCUAAUUUGCACUCAAGAGUAUUCCAGAAUCAGAACUUACCAGCUAGGUACACUGCCUCAGACUUGACAAGAAGAAAUUUUUUUUCUUAGAUUGAAAAUAUAUUAAAUAAGAAUCCAUUUAAUCUGUUUUAAAACAUGGUUUUAGAAGAGGAGCAUUCAUCUUAUAAAUGAAAAGCAAAACAAAACAAUAGUCUGGUUCCUUAGUUGGGUUCGGCACUCCAGUACCAAUUGACACAAUUGUAUUAUAGCUUUUCAGUUACUUCGCCUUUAAAUCCAAAAAUGGUUCAAGAAGUGCUAAGCUUAUUGUUUGGGUUUUAGGUGGCAAUUUUUGGUGAGGUUUUUAACAUAUGAGGUUUUAACACACGCCAGUGUGCCCCUCCACGUCUGCACAUCAGCCCUGGGAGAAUAUUCACAGUGUGUCAUCUCGGUAUGAUUAAGUGUUCUGAGUUGCCGACGCACAACACUCCCUGAAUCAAAGUUCUGUUUUUUAUCAUCCUUUAUCCCAUUCAUUUAGCAGGGGGUGGGGCACACCUAACCUGAAGCUGUUUGCCCUACUUUGGUUCUUUAACCUUUGUGCUUAAGAGACUGAAGCUGUCUUUGGUGUUCAGUGACAUUUCUUUAAGAGUGGAAGCUGGCAAAUGAGGGAGCUUUUCUUGGGAUGGGAAAGCUGUACUUUGGUGGUUAUAGAUUUGGGGAUAUUUGAGACACUCUCAGAUGUAAAUUAGUAGCUAAAGGAAGACUUCACUGCCUUCCAGGUUGAAAGUAGGAGGUCCCACGUAGAUAGGCCCAUCAGUUACUAUUCUAAUUGCUCCGUACUGCUUUCCUCCACUUGAGAAAAUCUUAAUGUGCUCUUCGGUUAAAUGGUUCAUUAGAAUGAGGGAUUUCGUCAUUAUAGUUCUAUUUAUUUUAGAGCUCAUUGUCAGCCGUGUCAGAAUUGUUUUCUCUCUGACUUCACAUCCUAACAGGAAAGUUUCCCAUUGCAUAACAACAAUGUAUGCUAAGUGAAAAACUUGGCCAUGGGUAGUUUGCAGCUCAAUUUUUAGAAGAGUCCAAAGAGACUUUGUGAAACAUGACAGGCAGGGACCUUUUCCUAUGUGUUUCGAUACCUACAUACCUAUUGAACAAAGCAAUAGGUAGACAUUUCCUAAAGUUGAAGCAGUAGCUUCAUAGAGUCUUGGUUACUUUAUUUUUUUUAAUGCUUUACAUUUGAUACAACUAUUAAAGAUCAAUUUAAAAAUAACUUUCCAGUAAUAUAUUUUAAGUAAUAUAUAUUUUAAUAUCUAUGUAAAAAGUGACAGUGGAAGACUGAAUUUCUCAUAUGGUAUGUUUAAUGUAGGAUCUCACUGUUAAGGCACACAUUAUUUCAAAGGAGUUACUCUAAAAACACUCGGAUUAUUUCCCACAAGAAAAGAAAAUGCAAUAAUGGGAAUGAUUUGGGGCUUUUAUUUUAAAAGAGAAUUGACUUAUUUACCACAAGGUAUUUUUCCCUCUCUGAUGAUAAGGUUUGUACAGACUGGUUUGGUAAAUGCUAAAUUUUUGUGUCUUUUGCCUUUUUAAAGGAAUUGUUAACAUUGGAAUUGAGGGUAUGUACAGAGAAGUUGGUGUAGACGCCAUUUAAUAAGUCAUAUUUUUUCACAAAUAAGGAAAAAUCAUUUUAAUAAGAAUUUUAAGUAUUUGCAAUAAAUAUAUGUAUAUAGAUUGUAUGUAUUCAUAUAUUAUUUUUCAUUUUAUUAUUAAGUAAAAGAUAAUUAAAAGUGAAAUUUAAAACCUUGUAGUUUUUGAUGAAUCUUGAGGUCUGACAUCUGAAUGUGACAUGGGGAAGGGUCCUCAAAUAGUUGCCUUAUACAGUUAUGGAAAGGUCCACCACAGACUGGGAAAGAGUGCACUGAGGAACUUGGCCAUAAGUCAGGGUAGUGUGUUUCAGAAUGUAUGUAAAAAUAUUAAAACUUCAUAGCUUAUCUAUUUUGUGUUUUCGCCCUCAUCUGUUCUUUCUCCUAACCACCUAAUGACACUGGGAGAGCGAGGAAAACAAUAGUCUCCUGUAGUGUGCCUGUGGCAUCCUCUAAUACUAAGGAAGGUAAGGCAGUGUGUUAGGGGAACAGGCUUUUCUGGAUAGUGGUUGAUUUAUACCAAGCCCUGGGGAUGUUGAAGAACUAGCCUCUUAAAGAUACAGAAGACUUGUUUUCUCUCAGUCAUUCUCUGGGGUGAGCUGCUUAGCCAA
Messenger RNA from Psammomys obesus (fat sand rat), 7760 nucleotides. Its product is annotated as putative Polycomb group protein ASXL2. The record is from RefSeq and is a predicted model, not a curated record. NCBI's taxonomy places the organism in Eukaryota, Metazoa, Chordata, Mammalia, Rodentia, Muridae. The transcript has 2 exons. The annotation marks the transcript as partial. Gene Ontology annotation, molecular function: chromatin binding; peroxisome proliferator activated receptor binding; DNA binding. Gene Ontology annotation, biological process: animal organ morphogenesis; positive regulation of transcription by RNA polymerase II. Gene Ontology annotation, cellular component: PR-DUB complex.